Molecule: messenger RNA, 330 nt
Organism: Clonostachys byssicola
Lineage: Eukaryota; Fungi; Ascomycota; Sordariomycetes; Hypocreales; Bionectriaceae
Source: the annotation of a GenBank genome assembly
AUGGCUUCCACCCGCGAGACAAACGACAACUUCACGCUCUACGACCUGCGAGUCAAAGUUGUGUGCCCUGAAGGCGAGAGAAUCCUUUGCGGCGCAAAGGCAGGUGACCAUUUCACGUUAGAAGGAGAAAUGUUACAUUUACCCCCAGGGCAAGGGAUAAGCAUAUAUAGUCUUGGUAUAAUGACACACGCUCAUGACUGGAUGAGCACCGAUGCUCUGAUCGCUUGUCCGGACCCUAAUUGCAAAUCGCAAUUGAAGAUUACCAAAACAGGCACACGGGUUUUCAGCCACGCAAGCACUACGGUUGUGGGUUUGGAAGGAAACCACUGA